AUGGCAUAUGUCUACACUCGACAGCGGGACACGUGGGGAGCGGCGGCGACGGGCGGUCACCAUAGGCGACCGGCGCGUAGGCGGGCCCGCCCAGACCUCUUCACCGAACAUUGUUCCGCGCCGCCGAGCCGUCGCAACUGCCCGCUCGCUGCGCCCGGUUAUACUAGUCGCGACUACGUUACGCGGCCUGUAACGAGGUACCAGGCUACCAGGAUCAGCAAGGAGAUAUUGAGUACUAAACGUGCCCACAGGAAAACGGACACCGACGGCUUUAUCUUAUUUUGCAGGAAACAGCUUCUCAAUGUGUUAAAAAUGGUCAUCCAUUACCAAACCGACCUCGACUGUGGUUCACUGAACAUCAUAUCGGAUGUAUUAAACAAGCCCUACGUGCAUAGCUAUACUGACUACGCUAACCCCGUUCCUGUAAAACAUUCCAAAGACCCAGUACCUACGGUAACAUUCCUUCGAAGGUGUAAGAAAUUCAAUCUAUUAGUAAACUUCCAAGCCCGAGUAUCGGCCGGUAAACCACGCGCGACCGUCGAUUGUUUCAAUUUUCCCGCCACGCGCCGCAUACUUCGCGCCAAGUAA
Spodoptera exigua (beet armyworm) is the source of this 588-nucleotide messenger RNA. NCBI's taxonomy places the organism in Eukaryota, Metazoa, Arthropoda, Insecta, Lepidoptera, Noctuidae. The record is from the annotation of a GenBank genome assembly.